ACUCCUGCACCAACAACAACUCCUCAACCAACCACAACUCCUGCCCCAACAACAACUCCUCAACCAACCACAACUCCUGCACCAACUACAACUCCUCAACCAACCACAACUCCUGCCCCAACAACAACUCCUCAACCAAUCACAACUCCUGCACCAACAACUCCUCAACCAACCACAACUCCUGCACCAACAACAACUCCUCAACCAACCACAACUCCUGCCCCAACAACAACUCCUCAACCAACCACAACUCCUGCACCAACAACAACUCCUCAACCAACCACAACUCCUGCCCCAACAACAACUCCUCAACCAACCACAACUCCUGCCCCAACAACAACUCCUCAACCAACCACAACUCCUGCACCAACAACAACUCCUCAACCAACCACAACUCCUGCCCCAACAACUCCUCAACCAACCACAACUCCUGCCCCAACAACUCCUCAACCAACCACAACUCCUGCCCCAACAACAACUCCUCAACCAACCACAACUCCUGCCCCAACAACAACUCCUCAACCAAUCACAACUCAUCAACCAACCACAACUCCUCAACCAACCACAACUCCUGCACCAACAACAACUCCUCAACCAACCACAACUCCUGCCCCAACAACAACUCCUCAACCAAUCACAACUCAUCAACCAACCACAACUCCUCAACCAACCACAACUCCUGCACCAACAACAACUCCUCAACCAACCACAACUCCGGCCCCAACAACAACUCCUCAACCAACCACAACUCCGGCCCCAACAACAACUCCUCAACCAACCACAACUCCUGCCCCAACAACAACUCCUCAACCAACCACAACUCCUGCACCAACAACAACUCCUCAACCAACCACAACUCCUGCCCCAACAACAACUCCUCAACCAACCACAACCCCUGCACCAACAACAACUCCUCAACCAACCACAACUCCUGCACCAACAACAACUCCUCAACCAGCCACAACUCCUGCACCAACAACAACUCCUCAACCAACCACAACUCCUGCCCCAACAACAACUCCUCAACCAACCACAACUCCUGCCCCAACAACAACUCCUCAACCAACCACUCCUCAACCAACCACAACUCCUGCCCCAACAUCAACUCCUCAACCAACCACAACUCCUGCCCCAACAACAACUCCUCAACCAACCACAACUCCUGCCCCAACAACAACUCCUCAACCAACCACAACUCCUGCCCCAACAACAACUCCUCAACCAACCACAACUCCUGCACCAACAACAACUCCUCAACCAACCACAACCCCUGCUCCAACAAGAACUCCUCAACCAACCACAACCCCUGCCCCAACAACAACUCCUCAACCAACCACAACUCCUGCCCCAACAACAACUCCUCAACCAACCACAACUCCUGCACCAACAACAACUCCUCAACCAGCCACAACUCCUGCACCAACAACAACUCCUCCACCAACCACAACUCCUGCACCAACAACAACUCCUCAACCGACCACAACUCCUGCACCAACAACAACUCCUCAACCGACCACAACUCCUGCACCAACAACAACUCCUCAACCAACCACAACUCCUGGACCAACAACAACUCCUCAACCAACCACAACUGAAACUACAUUAUCAACAACAAUUCCUGCUCCUCUCCAGUGUCUGAGCUGCUCAGAUGACUCCUGUUCAUCUCCAGUUUCAGUGCCCUGCUCCACAGAGACCAUGUGUAUAACAGCCACCAUUAUAGGUAGACUUUUCUUCAUCUCUAAAAUUCCUCAAUGA
Salarias fasciatus (jewelled blenny) is the source of this 1755-nucleotide messenger RNA. RefSeq names its product mucin-2-like. NCBI's taxonomy places the organism in Eukaryota, Metazoa, Chordata, Actinopteri, Blenniiformes, Blenniidae. The transcript has 2 exons. The annotation marks the transcript as partial. The record is from RefSeq and is a predicted model, not a curated record.